Molecule: messenger RNA, 2605 nt
Organism: Stegostoma tigrinum
Lineage: Eukaryota; Metazoa; Chordata; Chondrichthyes; Orectolobiformes; Stegostomatidae
Product: protein FAM217A-like
Exons: 4
Coding region: 458-1882 (474 amino acids)
Source: RefSeq, a predicted model, not a curated record
CUGGUUGGAAAUUGGCCUUCCGAGAAAGGAAGUGGCUCCUUCCGUUUAUUCCGACUGCGCAACGCCGUCAGCUCCUGCCAUUGGCUUUCUUUGUUUCCUGUUACUUGGUGUCUUUCCAACUUAACCAGUUCAGUUUUUCAAUGCCAAAGCUCCAAUAUACCUGAAGACCCUUUUCCCAUCUUCUUUUUGUAUAUAAUUCUGUUGCUCGUUCUCAUCUCUUCCACCUCUUUUUAACAUUCACGUUUGGUUGCUAACCAUAUUUAUACACAUUUAACCAUUCCUCCCGAGAAUGAGGUUUUGACCGUAGGGGGAUUUUAAACUUUAGCCCUAUCAAAGUAACGACGUAUUCUUUCUCAACAACAUUCUCAAACCCUGUUCUGAUGACAUUGAAGCAGGCUGGCUUUGCAUGGGAGACUGAGAGUUGGUUCGAAAUUUGGAAGCUACUGGUUUGACUGUAAUGUUGCGAGCUAACACAUGCGACCAUCUUCGGAUUUUAUCUCAGGUCUCGCACAGAGAUUGUGCAACCAAAUUAAAGAACCUUUCCUUGGACCACAAGGACAAGAAUUCAAAAAAGAUUACCAGAAACAUGUCAAAUCCAGGCAGGAGAGGCACCUCUCUACUCCGACCAAACAGCUCUGUUCAGAAGAAGGAGAUGAGCAAUAAUUUGACUGAGAGUUGUCCAAGGAACACCAGGUCCGCGUCACGUUUGAAGCAGCCAGCGAGACUGCUGGCCUCCCACAGGAAGCUGCUGAGGAUGUCGGUGGCGGCCAGGGAGUCUCCCUCCAACGUCAGGCCUGUAACACCGAUGGUGUCAGCGGACUCCUCAGCGCUGGGCGACCCAACGUUUGACGCGGACGCGCCCUGCCAGCAGCUGAGCACCUGCUCCCGUAAAGCUGCCUGCUGCUCCACACUGAACCCACUGCCACAGAGCUUCGAUUUACCAUCAGCUGCCCCGGAUGAGGACAGCGCGAGUGACCUCUCUGAUUCCGAAAGAAUUCCCUUGGAAUCCAGCCCUUGCAGACCUCCGGACCUGAACCUGCGGGCUGAAGUGAUAGUCCCAGCUGACCUGACUCCCACUUCCAGCUGCGCUGAGUUCAACUACCCAGAUUUCCUGCCCGAGCCAUACGCCAGCUGGAACCUGCGGGAGCUCUCUUUGCUGGUCAACAGCAGCAGCAAUGCCAGGAGCCCGGUCACCGCCCGGCCUAUGGGGUUUCUGGAGAGCUUUGUGGGCCGACUCCUUGCUUUGGAAUGGUUGCAGCUGAAGACGGAGCAGGCCGAAAGGAGCAGGCUCACCCGCCCGCGUUCCAACACCGCUCCCGGCAGCUGUAACCCUGCUCGGCAUCCCGGGAGAGGCAGGAGAGCCUGCCUGAUGUUACCCAGCAGCCCGGGGUAUCUGGCUAUUGGGCCUGCAUGCACUGUUGCCGGUGCCUGCAGUCACUGCUGGUUACGGUACCCCGACUGCAUUGGCAACAGCCGCCCUGAGGCAUACCAGAACUUCUCCCGCAGCUCCAGUACAAAGCAGCGUGGCACAGGCUCCCCGCUGAGAGCGGGUGGUCAGCCCAAGGCGAGAGCCUUCCUCGGCCACAAGGAGGCGGUGCUUGGAAAGGGGCCCUCAGAGACCGCCUUCUUGCACUGCAGCUCAACAGCGAAGGCGCGGAAACAACGCCUGCGCACGCUGCAGUGUGCUCCCCCCUGCCCCUAUCACAGCCCCUCUGCUUCCCUCAGACUAUGCAUGAUGCAUCAGGGUGAAUGUCACACCGGGAAAAUGGGGAGCAGGGAGCAGAGCCUUGUGGUGGAGAAAGACUUCAGUCUGGACAACAGAUCCCGAGGGAUCAGCAACUCCAACGGAAAGGGGAAGCGACAGCUCCGACACCUGAAAUAGGGGAAGGCUGAGGGAGAGGCCGGAGCCCCAGCUCGUCGACACCAGCAGCAUUUACUGAUUUGGAUGUUGUGGCACGUUCUUCAGUCUCCUGACACUAGACCACUGUCCCCAUGCACACGCCCUGUGCACCCUGCAUGUGAACUGCUCUCGCAAAUGUGCCUCUGACUUCCCUCCCCACCCCCACAUGUGCUACUCAACCUAGCACACACCACUAUCCCAUGGCACUGUUCGACGGCCAGAUGUCAGUGCACAUUCUUCUACCCAAGGCAAGGUACCACCUUUGCUUGGUAGCUGUACAAUGUGCUGGAGUGUAGUUUGAUCAGUCUUCAUCAAGUGUGUGGCGGGAUGCUGCGGAUGGAGCAGAGUACAUUAGCAAGUUGUGAUCAGACCGUGAAUGAAUGACUAGACAAAAUGUGGAUUCUCAAUGCAUGGAAACUGCAGAGACUGAAGGUUGUUUGCAGUUGCUGGAUAUAGGCAAAGAACUAUAUAUGGGCCAACAUAAUUGUCUGACUGAUCUCUUCCAUCUUCACCUCUGCAUUGGUAAUGUUUCCUUUGUAGGAUUUUAAGCUGGUGUAUUUUGUGUGUUAUUUAUUGAGAUUUCCCAGCCUGUCCACUUCAGGAUGUCAUUAAUGCUGGAGAAUGGAUGUGGCUGCCUUGUUUGCUACAUUUAAUGAAUUUCACUCAUGGCUGCACCUAUUCAUAAUAAAGCGACUCCAGACAAAC